Molecule: messenger RNA, 732 nt
Organism: Penicillium verrucosum
Lineage: Eukaryota; Fungi; Ascomycota; Eurotiomycetes; Eurotiales; Aspergillaceae
Exons: 4
Coding region: 1-732 (243 amino acids)
Source: RefSeq, a predicted model, not a curated record
AUGAAGAGCAAAAUCUCGCGACCGAAGGACAGGCAACUUGUAUCGAUGGCUUCUCGAGUCUUGAGCCGGGCAGAUGAAACUGACCCGAUCACACCUCAUCAUGCUGUGAAGCCUAGGCGUUCCGGCUUCCUAGGUCCUCGAACCGAAAAAUUCGCCCUCGGUUCAUUGUCCUACCUCAUAAACUACGGCUUUGAGGUUUAUGGAGAUCGGUGUCUCACCGAGAAUCCUAAUGAGCACGGUCGUAAGUUAGAUAAUGAUCCGUUAAUUGGCUACAUUAUCUACAAAUAUGUUGGCACAACAAUUAUGCCACGAUUGCGGAAUUGGCCGCAUACACAGAGACGCUUCUCCCUGGAAGAAACAAUAGGAGGGAGACCAAUGCCAACAAUAUCCGUGCCGGAAUGGCGUCAGACUACGGCCCGUGUUAUCCGCGGGUGGGCGUUAGUGCUCGAUCGCACUAGCGAGGCAACCAAUCCUGAAAUAGCCAAUGAUGGAGAACCGGAUGGCUAUAGCCGUGACACGAGUCAAAACCACUCGAGGAUUUCUCUUCGAAAAAAGUGUUCUGUCAGAGCUUGGAGAAGCGUGGGCUUCUUCAUAAUGCAGCAUCAAGGAGGACAACUAGCUCGGGGGUACUCAAAAAAGAGCUCCGGCGUCCCCGCCAAGCCUGCUUUUAUCAUCAUCCAUUUUUAUGUCUCUCUCAGGUGCAAAACCUGGGACGGACACAAAUUCAGUUGA